AUGGAUUACUCAGAGAGUCCCAGGACUCGCCGCCGGAAGGCCAAACUCAUCUUCGGUCUGAAAGGGAAGAAGAAGAAGAAGAAAGUCAACACAGACCUGGUCCUGGAAAACAAGGGAGCUGUGGACAGCGAUGCGGAGGCGUCCUCUGAAGCGAGGGAGGAGGGAGACCCCUGUGAGGAGCAGCCGAGCAGCUCAGCAGCCGUCAGAACCAGAAUCAGACCCAACACCAGGAGAGCCAAACUGAAAACUCUGAUCCAGAGGAGUGAAGGGAAACCUCAGAGCUUCCAGAUUUCCAUUAACAUCACGGAGGCGCGGCAGCUGGUGGGCGAGAACAUCGACCCCAGCGUGGUGAUCGAGAUCGGAGAUGAGAAGAAACAGACUUCAGUCAAAGAGGGAACCAACGCUCCUUUUUACAACGAGUACUUCGUGUUCGACUUCUUCGCCCACAAAGAGGUUUUCUUCGACAAAGUCAUCAAGCUGACGGUAAUGCACUCCAAGAUGUUGAGGAGUUUCUGUGUGGGCUCCUUUAAGCUGGACGUGUGGACGGUCUACAAACAGCCGGGUCACCAGUUCAUCAACAAGUGGGCGAUGCUGACCAACCCCGGGGCCAUCAGCACCGGGGUCAAAGGUUACGUCAAGUGUGACAUCAGCGUGUCAGCGAAGGGAGAUGCCAUGCAGCCGGGACAGAAAGCCAGCGAUGCUGAGGAGCAGAUAGACAAGAACCUGCUGAUCCCAGAGGGGUUCCCCUCGGAGCGCCCCUGGGCCCGUUUCAGUGUGAAGGUGUACCGAGCUGAAGGUCUUCCCCGGAACAACUCCAGCAUCAUGGCCAACGUCACCAAGGCCUUCAUCGGAGACAACACGGCGCUCAUCGACCCGUACGUGGUGGUCGGCUUCUUCAAACAAGUGGGUCGGACCUCCACUCAGAAGUCCACAGCGGACCCGGUGUGGAACGAGCAGAUCGUCUUCAUCGAGAUGUUUCCUCCUCUGUGUCAGAGAAUCAAGAUCCAGGUCUGGGACGAGGGCAGCAUGAGCGACGUCGCCAUAGGAACGCAUUACUUUGACCUGAGACGCAUCUCCAACGAACAGGACGGAGACAGAGGGUUCCUGCCGACCUUCGGCCCCGCGUGGAUCAACCUCUACGGCUCGGCCAGGAACUAUUCCAUCGGAGACGACACGGUGGAGCUGAACGAGGGCAUCGGGGAGGGCGUGUCCUACAGGGGGCGGGUCUACCUGGAGCUCACUGUGGAGAUCCUGUCAGGAGGGACGGGCUCCGAGUCCAAACUGUCCCGCAUGGUGAAGCCGCUGAAGGACGCUAAAGCAGGAAAAGGAGGAGGGAAGGACGGGAAGACUCCUGCAGGAGGAGCAGGAGGAGCAGCAGCAGGAGGAGCUGCUGAGGACGACAAAGGGAAAGCUGCAGAGGUGCUGCCGGUCGAGUCUCCUCCUGCCCUGAACACAGACAACAUGGAGAACUUCCUGCUGUUCGGAGCGCUGCUGGAGGCCACGAUGAUCGACAGGAAGAUCGGAGACAAGCCCAUCAGCUUCGAGUUCUCCCUGGGAAUCUUCGGGAACACGCUGGAGUCGGCGGGUCAGCCGAGCGUCCCCGCCCCGAGUCCCGCCGUUCCCCGGAGGAGACGCGUGCUGGACGUCCCCGACGCCUCCGAGAUGUUCAGCACGUCUCCUCGCAGCUCCCCCCCCGCCUCCCCCGCCUCCCCCACCUCCCCCCUCCUGGUCCGAGAGCUCCGACCUGCUCAGGAGGCCCCGCCCCCCUCCAGGUCGGCCACGCCCCCACAGAGGCCGCUCAUCGUCGACGGCAACAAGUUCUACAUGUAUCUUCCUCUGGAGAAACAGAAGCCGUGCAUCAACGUGAUAAGUCAGUGGGAGAACAGAACAUACCGACUGUACAACUCCAACAUGCUGGAGAACAUCGCUGUUCUGUUUGAGGAGGGCGUGGCCGCUGCAGCAGAGCUCCACAAGAAGUCGGAUCCAUCAGCAGCCCAGCUGCUGAAAACCGUCCUGGGAGAGUUAUGUAUUGACGCCAGGAGUUUCAUCUCAGAGGCGGAGGCCAAGCUGAAGGCGGAGCUUAAGUCCAGCUUCCUGACUCAGCUGGACAAGAAACGCCUCACCAUGUGUAAACAGGAACUGGAGAGUAUGAUCGGAGAAGCUCAGUCUUUGGGAGAGAGGAAGAGAAAAGCUGGUGGAGUGAAAGAAAUGCUGAAGGAGGCGACCAAACUCACACACAAACUACGCUUCCUGGUGGUGGAGCCGCAGCACACGGUGCCCGACGUCUUCAUCUGGUUGUUGAGCAACAACAAGCGAGUGGCGUACGCUCGGCUCCGCGCCCGCGACCUGCUGUUCUCCAGCAGCCAGGAGGCCCGAGGGGUCAAAUGUGGCAAGGUCCUCACACUGUUCCUCAAGCCUCCUGGGAAGCGUGUUGCAGGCUUGUCCGUGCAGGCGAAGCUCGAUGUGUAUCUGUGGUUCGGGACCUGUUCGGACUCGGCCCACAUGCUUGACGACCUGCCUGCAGGUCUAACUCCGGCCACCGGGGGCGCCGACGCCAGCUGCCCCCCGACAGGCCUGCUGAGUGCAGAGCAGCAUCAGUUCCAGCUGAGGUGCCACAUGUAUCAGGCUCGAGGCCUGAUCGCUGCAGACAGCUCGGGGCUGUCGGACCCCUUCGCUCGAGUCACCUACCUGUCACACAGCCAGACCACCAACAUCAUCAGUCAGACUCUCAGUCCGACCUGGAAUCAGUGUCUGCUGAUGAGCCGUCUGCGUCUGAGUGGAGACCUGCAGUACAUCCAGCAGGAGCCGCCGAGGAUCCAGAUCGAGGUGUACGACGACGACGCAUUGGGGAAGGCGGAGUAUCUGGGCGCCACGGUGGCGGUGCCGGAGGUGCGGCUGUCCUCGGAGCCCUACACGCCGCCCACGCUGCAGUACAGCCCGCUGCACUGCGGCAGCCAAUCAGGAGGAGACCUGCUGGCUGCGUUUGAGCUGCUGCAGGUGGAAGAGUCCGGAGAGCAGAGUCUGCCGCCGCUGGAGGAGCAGGAGGGAGGCGUCUACACCGUCCCCGCAAACAUCAGACCGGUCCUCAGCACCUACAGGCUGGAGGUGUUGUUCUGGGGACUGAGGGAGCUGAAGAAGGUUCAGUUACUCUCCGUUGAUCGACCACAGGUGUUUAUAGAGUGUGCAGGUAAAACUUUACGCUCCUCCGUCAUCCAGAAGUACAAGUCCAACCCCAACUUCACCAUGCUGGUGGACGUCAUCGAGCUGGAGUUACCGGAGAACGAGCUCCUGCACCCUCCGCUCAGCAUCACCGUGGUCGACUGGCGAGCGUUCGGUCGCAGCACGCUGGUGGGAAACCACAUCAUCAACAACCUGAAGGCCUUCAAAUACACCCCGCCCCCCGCGCUGCCCGCCCCCGUGCAGACACACCCACCGCCUGCAGUCACACACACACCUGCACCAGAGACACACACACGUCUCCUGUCUGUCUCAGGACCGUCCCAGCCGGCUGCAGAGACGAGUUCAGCUGCAGCAUCGACGAGUCAGGACGUCCUGAUCACCGUGGAGGAAGAGGCCCCGCCCCCACCGCCACCGCCACCGCCACCUCCACUUCCAGCCCCGCCCACCCUGAAGAAACACCCCAGGAAGAAAUCGAUCCAGGAGAGCAGAACAAAAACCACCCGGAGUCGCUCCACCAAGCGGAGGAAGAGAACCAUCGCAGACGAGUCGGCGGCCAGCGUCAUCGACUGGUGGUCCAAAUAUUACGCCUCAGUGGAGAAACAGGCCAAACAGGACGAAGCUCCGUUCCCUCAGGUCUUUGAAAAAGCGCUGCCGUACCAUGGCUUGCUCAGCGAUGGAGUAGACUCACUGGUCAGCCGCUUCUCAGACGGAGAAAAGAAGAAGAAACAGAAAGCAAAACCUGAAGCUGUCGAUCCAAAACUGGGUCUGCCGGCUAAACUCGCCACACUGAAGCUGUACAACAAGGAGCUGGAGGCGGAGUUUGGCCCGUUUGAUGACUGGGUGAACACGUACGAGCUGUUCAGAGGGAAAGCCAACGAGGAGGAGGGCGCCUCGGAGGAGAGGUUCGUGGGGAAAUUCAAGGGACGGUUCUGUCUCUACAAGCUGGCGGAGGACGAGGCGGAGGACUGGGACGAGGACACCGAAGACUUCAGGGUGAACAGAGGGAUCCCGUCCAACAGCCCGGUCCAAGUCCUGAUCCGGGUCUACAUCGUCUCUGCGUCCAACCUGCACCCGGCCGACCCCGACGGGAAGGCCGACCCGUACAUCGUUCUUCGACUCGGCAAGAACGAGAUCAAAGACCGAGACAACUACAUCCCCAAACAGUUGAACCCGGUGUUUGGACGGUCGUUCGAGAUGCAGGCGAGGUUUCCUCAGGAGUCGCUGCUGUCGGUGGUGAUCUACGACUACGACUUGGUGGGCGGGGACGACCUGAUCGGAGAGACUCGUAUUGACCUGGAGAACCGCUUCUACAGCCGGCACAGAGCCACCUGCGGCCUGCCCACCGAGUACAGCCUGGACGGGUAUAACGCCUGGAGAGACUGUCUGAAGCCGUCUGAGCUGCUGUCCAAGCGCUGCAGAGACAACGGGCUGCAGGAGCCUCAGUUCAGACCGGGACGCAUCACUGUGGCCGACAAAGUGUUCACCGGGAAGACGCUGUUCAUGCACGAAGAUGAGCCUCUGGAGUCCUAUGAGCACCUGUCCCUGAAGAUCCUGCACCGCUGGGCUGAGAUCCCGGCUGUGGGCUGUAAACUGGUACCAGAACACAUCGAGACCAGAACUCUGUUUAACAAGGCUCGGCCCGGCAUGGACCAGGGUCAGGUCCAGAUGUGGGUGGACAUGUUUCCUGUGGAUUUACCUCAUCCAGGACCUUCAGUGGACAUCUCACCUCGAAAACCGAAAGGGUACGAACUGCGUAUCAUCAUCUGGAACACGGAGGACGUGAUCCUGGAGGACAGCAGCUUCCUGACAGGGCAACAGUCCAGUGAUAUUUACAUCAAAGGCUGGCUGAAAGGUUUAGAGGACGACCGGCAGGAGACGGACGUCCACUACAACUCUCUGACCGGAGAGGGAAACUUCAACUGGCGCUUCGUCUUCCCCUUCAGCUACCUGCCUGCUGAGAAGGUGGUGGUGGUGCAGAAGAGAGAACACAUCUUCUCUCUGGAUAAAACCGAGCAGAAGCUUCCUGCCAUCCUCAGUAUGCAGGUCUGGGACUUUGAGACGCUCUCCUCCGACGACUUCCUCGGCACCGUGGAGUUGGACCUUCAUAGUUUCCCUCGAGGAGCAAAGACGGCGAAGUCGUGUAAGGCGGACAUGUGGACGGACGGGACGGAGAGGAUCUCCAUCUUCCAACAGAAGAGAGCCAGAGGCUGGUGGCCCUUCAGCAAGACAGGAGAGCUGACGGGGAAAGUGGAGGCGGAGUUUCAUCUUGUGACAGCCGAAGAGGCCGAAAAGAAUCCUGUUGGUCGAGCUCGCAAAGAGCCGGAGCCGCUGCCAAAACCAAACCGCCCCGACACCUCCUUCUCCUGGUUUGUGAAUCCCUUCAAGUGUUUCUUCCACUUGGUGUGGCGGAGCUACAAGAAGUACAUCAUCAUUGCUCUGGUGCUGCUCAUCACCGUGCUGUUCCUCGCCCUGCUGUUCUACACGCUGCCGGGCGCCAUCUCUCAGAAGAUCGUCAAUGGAUAACACGCUAACACUGCAGCAGAACGUCCCUGUUUACAACUAUACAGCUACUGCAGAACAUAUUAACAAGAACUUUUGGUAACGCUUUAUAAUAAGGUCCUUAAUAACCAUUAAUUAACGAGUAAUAAGGCAUUGUUCUCGCUUUAGAUCCGGUAGUUGCAAAAAGCAUAGUUAACUUAUAGUUAACUUAUAGUUAACUUAUAAUAGAUGAGCAAUAAAGUAUAUUUUAAUAUCAAUAAGCAAACAAAAUAAGAUUAAUAAAGGCAUGGCAAAGACAUAAUGGGUGGGUCAUGGGUGUUUGUAAUGCCAUUAUUAACACUUAUAUAAGCUUAUAAACACACAAUAAUGUUAAUAAGCAUCUUGUAAGGACUUACAAGGGCCUUAUUACUUGUUAAUUAAUGGUUAUUACAAGGACCUUAAUAUAAAGCGUUACUGAACUUUUCUGUUCCGGCAGGACACAAUACUACAAUUUCCAGCUUUUUCACGUCCAGUUCUUUAAUAGAAACUACUGUCUGUUUGCCAUGAACAUUGACACAUUUAUAUAGUCAUAAAACCAUGUCAGGAUAUUUAGAUUUAUGAUCCUAAAUUAUUGAUUCAUAAUCCAAAAGUUUCACCGAUGUGAGUUAAAGUGGACUGUUGUUAAGUUAUACGUAGAGUAGCAGAAAACUAAUACUGAUAGUUAUUUGUGUUUUUCUUGGGAGAAACUAUGAUUCAUGGGCUUUUCCAAAUGUUUUUAAAAUAAAGACAUUUCUUUUUCAAA
Molecule: messenger RNA, 6460 nt
Organism: Centropristis striata (black sea bass)
Lineage: Eukaryota; Metazoa; Chordata; Actinopteri; Perciformes; Serranidae
Gene: fer1l6
Product: fer-1 like family member 6
Biological process (GO): plasma membrane organization
Cellular component (GO): membrane
Source: RefSeq, a predicted model, not a curated record